GAUACCCAUGACAUUGCCUAUGUAGAACUCUGGUAUUUUUCCCCAGAAGGCUGCAAGGAAGCCCUUCGCACAGCUCAGUCUGUUGCAGACGACUUCGGCCUCACUAGGGUCGACGACCAACUGACAAUACGCCCGGCAUACGCCUUCAAAGCUUCAAAAUCAGCCAUUGCGGACCACGACCUCCCUUUCCCGACUUUUCUACGUGCAAAGAACCUUUUCUUAAUGCAACUUAGCAAAGCGAAGUGGCCACAAAGCCACAUCGACGCCCUAUCUCUUUUCUUCUGGCACCUCGAGAACCACCCCAUUCGCAACAACAGCGAUAUCGGCGACAUGGUUACUCUCCAUUAUGCCUCGCGUGUCCGCCAGGACUGGCAUGACCGUCUCAAACACGACGAAGGCUUCAACAUCGCCAUCAUCAAUGAGACCCUUCUCCAUGCAAUCAACGAGGAACUCUGGGAUAAAAUCUGUUCCAGAACAUUAUCUGCGGUACAUUUCCAUUUAAACUUACUCACAAUGUACCGCUCAAAAAGUUCAUCAUCUUAUAUAUACUGCAAACUCCUCUUGCAAACACCAAUGAACCCUUCCCGCACCC
Molecule: messenger RNA, 592 nt
Organism: Suillus plorans
Lineage: Eukaryota; Fungi; Basidiomycota; Agaricomycetes; Boletales; Suillaceae
Exons: 1
Source: RefSeq, a predicted model, not a curated record